Dioscorea cayenensis subsp. rotundata (Guinea yam) is the source of this 480-nucleotide messenger RNA. Its product is annotated as cAMP-dependent protein kinase catalytic subunit-like. The coding region runs from base 1 to 480 and encodes 159 amino acids. Lineage: Eukaryota; Viridiplantae; Streptophyta; Magnoliopsida; Dioscoreales; Dioscoreaceae. Gene Ontology annotation, molecular function: protein serine/threonine kinase activity; ATP binding. The record is from RefSeq and is a predicted model, not a curated record. Gene Ontology annotation, biological process: intracellular signal transduction; peptidyl-serine phosphorylation. The transcript has 2 exons.
AUGGAGAUCGAGAUCUGGGAUCGGAGAAGAGAACAAGCAACGCGACUUCUUAGGUUCUGCCAGGGUGGUGACGGCGGCAGAAGCCAUAUAGAUCGUCACCACCACGCUGCUGUCCUCUGUCUUGUCCUUGAUUAUCUCGUGGUAGUGUUUGGAGAGAGCAAAAAGAGUGUGGAAGAGGAACUAAUAGAGGCGAAGGACUCCGACGAUGUUUGGAUUCUCAAACACAGUGCAAGCCUGGAGUUAAAGGCCGUCGACCUCUGCGAGAAAGACGAUGUCUUCAUCAGAGACCAAGCUCGCUUUUAUGCUAUAGAAGUCAUUGUUGUUUUGGAAUACAUGCAUGGUGUAAGAUUAAUCCAUCAAGAUAUCAAGCCGGAGAAUUUGCGAGUCACCUUUGACGGUCAUAUCAAGUUUGCUGAUUUCGACAAUGUGAAGCCAACAAAGGAUAGUCGAAUCCAUGUUCCCCCAAAUGCUGCAAACUAA